Molecule: messenger RNA, 1488 nt
Organism: Sporothrix brasiliensis 5110
Lineage: Eukaryota; Fungi; Ascomycota; Sordariomycetes; Ophiostomatales; Ophiostomataceae
Exons: 4
Coding region: 1-1488 (495 amino acids)
Molecular function (GO): protein binding
Source: RefSeq, a predicted model, not a curated record
AUGGGUCUCCGCGACAUACUAAAGAAGAAGGGCGGCAGCGACGAUGAGGGUGGCUUCACCGACUCGCGCAACGAGAGCGAGUUUGACCAGUUCCAGCAUCAAUACCAGCAGGAGUUCCCGUCGCAAUCGCAGUCGCAACCGCAACCGCAACGUCGGCGAACACCACCGCCGCGCCCCCCGCCGCCCGAUCCGCUCCAGACCUCCGAGUUCACCUUUAUUCGCUCCGACACGCUCUCCCAAGAAGUGAUCCACCCGCCGGCGGACGUGGACGAUUUUGGGCGGAAUCAGUACCUCCAGGCCGGCGGCGGCAGCAACAGCAACAGCAGCGACGGCGGCCUGGCCAGCCCGGCAAGUCCACAGAACCACCGCCGCAGCUUCGACAUGUUCCGCAAGUCGUCGCGCAGCGGGCGCAGCAGCCGCAGUGCCUCCGUUUCGUCGAGCGGCGUGGCGGGCGACGGCAGCAAUGCCGCCGCCGAAUCCACGGCCCGCCGUCUCUCACAGCGCCUGCACCUGAGCCGGACGCCGAGCACGAGCUCGCAUGUGCCGACGAACCUGCCCGAAAUCGUUGUGCCCGAGGGCGAGGGCGAGGGCGGCAACCGGCCUGUGGGCCACUCGUCGUCCCUCUCGCUGUCGUCGCAAGGGUCGUCGUCGAGCACACGCGGCGGCGAGGCACCCACGUCGGCACCCGUCCCCAGCGCACAGAACAGCAAGCCCGCCCCCGUCAACCCAGUCGUCGAGUCGCAGUGGGAAAAGCGUGCCACGAUGCUGGCGCAGGAAAACGAAAAGGUGCAGCAGCUACACGGCAGCCGGCCAGGCACGCCCGAAGACCGGCUGGGGCGGAAAGGCGCCGCCAGUCCCGCAGGCAGCUCCCACAGCCGCAGCCGCAGUCGCAGCAACAGCAAUGCCAACGGCGCCGUGUCGAGCAAGGAGCUCGACGCCAACAUCCAGGAGGCCAUUCGCCUGCACGAAGAGGGCGAGCUCGAGCAGUCGACGCGCAUGUUUGGCAUCCUGGCCGACCCCCGCGGCUACAACAACCCGCUGAGCCAGGUGCUGUACGGCCUGGCGCUGCGCCACGGCUGGGGCUGUGCGCCGGACACGGAGACGGCCGUCAAGUACCUGUCGGCGGCGGCCUCGAACGCGGCGGCCGUCGAGGAGCUGGCGCUCAAGGCGGGCAUCAACAAGGGCGGCGCGGCCAAGGGCGAACUGGUGCUGGCCAUUUUCGAACUGGCCAACUGCUUCCGCAACGGCUGGGGCCUGGACCGCGACCCGCUGGCGGCAAAGCAAUACUACGAGACGGCUGCGAACCUUGGCGACACAGAUGCCAUGAACGAAGUGGCCUGGUGCUAUCUCGAAGGCUUUGGCUGCAAGAAAGACAAGUUCUUGGCCUCCAAAUACUACCGCCUGGCAGAACAAAACGGCAACAAGACGCUCGGCAACUCCUGGAUCUGGAAGGAAAAGUACGAUCCCGACAAGCAGAAGAAGAAAUAA